Messenger RNA from Heterotrigona itama, 717 nucleotides. The record is from the annotation of a GenBank genome assembly. NCBI's taxonomy places the organism in Eukaryota, Metazoa, Arthropoda, Insecta, Hymenoptera, Apidae.
AUGGAUAAUUCUGUAAAAUUAAUUAUAUAUAAAGGCACCAGAAUUUUCGAUAGCGUUAUUGUUACAUCUUAUUCUGCGAUUAAAUAUGAGCAAAAAGUAAGAAAAACUAAAGGUAUGUGUCAAAGAAACGUUGACACGAACAAAGACAGUGAAAGUAAUGGGGUACAAAUGAACAAAAUUUGGUUAAACAAGAAAGGACUGAAUGCCUACAUUGUAUCAGCAUAUAUUAUGACAUUAACUAAUUCACAAACAUAUCGAAAAGCUGCACUUACAAAAUUGUUACAAUAUUUAGCAUACAGAUUGUUGAACAGAUAUGAUUUUUUUAAUUUUAGGAAUGAAAGGAUAACUCAAAUGGCAAUGGAAAGAAGAGAAGUUGAUCAUGCUAUGUCUUGGUUGUCUACUUUGGGUGGAGCAUUUUCUGCUUUGGGAGAAGAAUUUCAACACUGUGCUGAAAUGGCUGGAAAAAUUUCUAUAAAGCAAUUUGAAUUAGCACUUCGUGUCAGAGAUCCCUUUUUAAUUGCUCGUUGUAAAUUGUAUGCUGCUUUGAGUUUAAUUCAACAAGGCCAGUUAAACAAACCAAAAAGAAUGGUAAGGUGUAUUUAUAAAUUUUCUAUUAAACAGAAUGACAUUCGUUUGCAAAAUAUGUGUCAAGGUAUAUGGGCAAAACUUAAAUAUUGUCAUAGAAUACAAAAAAAACGGCAUAAAACUGUCUAUUAG